Molecule: messenger RNA, 4443 nt
Organism: Penicillium salamii
Lineage: Eukaryota; Fungi; Ascomycota; Eurotiomycetes; Eurotiales; Aspergillaceae
Source: the annotation of a GenBank genome assembly
AUGAACGGCAGAGACCGUCCCCGUGGGCCUCCGCAGGGGCCCCCGCCAAAUCGCGGCCCUGGUCCGCAAUCCGAUUCAAACUCCAGCCCCAGCACCAUGACAAGAGGGGCCGCUUUCGAGGACGAGAAGGCGCGGAUUAUCAAAAGCUGUUUUUCGAAAAAAGACGAAGAUGGAACUCUACUCGAAUCCUACAUCACCCAUGUCCGCAUCACAGAAGACGGUACACAUCCGUCAAGCCCCUUUCCUCCGAAUGGCCCCCCAGAGAAUAGGAAACCUCGGAUUAUCAUUAUAUCUGUGCGAAAGUCAGGUCGAGUCCGCGUACACAAGGCUCGAGAGAAUGCCGAGGGCACUUUCUCUAUUGGAAAGACUUGGAUGCUCGAAGAUCUUUCCGCAAUCCAAUCUUAUGCCUCCUUUGUACCGAGGACACAGGGCGAGCAGCAGCAGAAGGAAUGGGCCAACAACUGUGGCUUCACCGUUACCAUUGGAAAGCCAUACUACUGGCAUGCGAGAACUUCCAAAGAGAAGGAAUACUUCAUCGGGAGUCUGGUCAAGAUCUAUAGGAAAUACACCAAUGGUAACAUGCCCAAUUUGAUCGGGUUUGAUGACGCGGAACGCCAAAUGCUGGCAAGACACGGUCAACCACAGGCCAGGCCCUCGGGGCCAUCAGGUCCUCCCGGACCCCAGGGCGGUCCUCCAUCCAGGGGCCCUGGUCCAAUGCCCCCGGGAUCCGAGAGUGCGAUGCCUCCGUCCUUGCAACCAUCUUAUAGAGGCCGUGAACCAACCCGCGAUGGGCCUCCGGAGGUCAGAAGAAAACCAUCCGAAGACCCGGCUGCGCGCGCUCGAAGCCGAGAUCAAGCGUCCCGGCCGUCGACUGGCUCUCGGCCAUCUACUGGGCAUGGUAAGCCGGCACCCUCUCCCUUUGAUUUGCACAAAUCACCCCCUGCCUCACUUUCCCCUGGUCCUCCGGAGCAACCGCCGCCACGUGCACCUGAACGCAUCGCAGCAAACGCAAAAACACCCGCAUCGCUACCGGAAUCUAGGGGCAAAGAGCAGCCUCUCGCUAUUUCUACAAAUCUUGACCCCAGCUUUGGCGGUGUUCCAGAUGGACUUCGGCCAGGGUCUUCUCGCAGCCAGGACCGUGGUCCCAAGUCUCCAGCUCUUGGGCCCCAAGGCCCGAACAAGGGUCUAGAAUAUAUGCGCAGCACCGAAGGGCUUCGACCUACCACCGCCGGCUCAUCUCAUAGUGAUAUUCGGGAAACGGCGCCACGUCCAGCGCCUAGCUAUGGCCCCAAAUCACCCCAACGUGAGGCCGGUGAAAAACCACCAAGCUUCACCCCGCCACCUUUGCCCCAAGAAAGAAGCGCACCCGAUAGCUUGUCAGCUGGGGGCGCACCACACCUUCGAGAGCCCUCUUCAUCCCCGGGUAUUGAGGGACUGGCAGCAGAGCCUGCUGCUAUGUUCGCUGCGAAUAUGCCAACAGAAGAGCCGUCACAUUCUCCUGACCCGACUCCCUCUGCCGAGAUCACCUCUCCGGUCGAGACAUCAUCACAAGCUUCUGCAGCGCCAGCCGAUGAACCGGGAGAAUUUGAACCUCAUCGUCCUGGCCUUGGUCCUAUGGUCAAGAAGAAGGCCGGCAAGGAUAUUGCAGGUGCAUGGAAAAAGGCCGCCACUGCUGCCGGGGCUUUUAAGCCUAGAGCGGGUGGAGCCGGAGAGCGUCUGCUCCAAGCCGCUAAGAAGCAACAGGCAGAAGUUGUUGGACCUGAUGGAAUAACUGGCGUUGUGCCGGCGCCUUCUCUCAGUAGGUCGGCGACAGAUCCUCCGCAGAGCCCAGUGGGCGCAAAGUCGGAUCAAGAUCUCCAACUACCCACCCCUGUAGUCGCACCUUCGCCUGCACCUUCGCCCGCAGCUAUACCUAUACCUCCUUCGGGUCCGGAAACACCCACCGUCGAGAUAACCGAACCAGCUCUCCAGGAUAAGCAAGUGGUUGCGGUCGAAACGCCCGAGGUUUCGCAAGAGAAUCUCACAGACAUAGUUGUUAAGGUUGAAGAUCGUUCAAGAACACCCUCUCCUGCCGCUCAGGGACGCCGGCGGAGACACCGCGAAGACCAUACUAUGAAAUACUGCCAAGCUCUCGGCAUCGAUCCUCGUGUCCUUGAUGGACGUGGUAUCGACUUCGAUGACAUCCUCACCGACUUGGGCUGGAAUGGGCGGUUGGCAGAUGAACAGAAGAUUGAAGAUCUCGAAGCAGAUGUUCGCCGUGAAAUUGGCCGUGUCGAAGCAACCAGCUGGCUUGGAAACCUCGAACAGCAAGAAGGAAAGGUCGAACAACUCGCGAGUCUUAUUGACCGAACAAUUGAAGAGUGCGAUGAGCUGGAUGGCCUACUGACCCUUUACUCCCAUGAACUUAAUACUCUUCACGAAGACGUCGCCUAUAUUGAGGCACAGGGCCAGGGUUUGCAGGUGCAAACCGCAAACCAGAAGCUCCUCCAAAACGAAUUGCAGAACCUCCUGAAGACGCUUUCAAUCUCUUCGUCUGAGCUUGGCCCCUUGAAGGAGGCUUCUUUGAGCAAUCCAGAUGGACUCAGGGAAACCGAAGGCGCCCUUUCGACACUGUAUAAGGCUAUGCUCAUGAUCGACUCUGACAUUGGCCAAAAUAAGAGACGCCAGGUCGACGCAAGCGUUGGUGUAUAUGCCGAUACCGAAAUCGGCCAGAUGCGAGCGAUUAAGCAAAAGAAGGAAGAGUACCGCUCAACGGCGAUCCUGUUCCUCAACAGAUUGAAGCAGUUCAUGGCCCUUGCUUUCAAAAUGGCAGAGCAAAAACGUGCAGAUGCAGCAGCCAGUGGCGCUAAAGAUCAGAUGAAGCUGGACACUGCUGCACGAGGGCAUUUCCGCCAAGAAGUCUGGCGAUACAGUGCCAUAAUGCUCUUCGCCAAGGAAGUCAGUAUGACUGAAUGGCAUAGCCUACUUGGGCUGUAUGAACAGCAGUCCAAGCCUUCAUACCAGACCGACUUUCGUGAUAACAACGCGGCUUGGAAGAAAACCGCUCGCAAACCAACUGGUGAUGAACAAGAACUCCUUUUCACCCACCAAGAGAAAGAAAAAGAGACCGAAGGCCUCACCAUGGCGGCCAGGAAACUCACCGUGCGGCGAGGCAAGACCGUACGGGCUGCCGCUGGGCUUCGACUGGCUUCUGGCGGAGAGAAGAAGCAAGGACGAGUUGAGCCGUCCGAGGCGUUCUCUGGCACUUUGCGGGAGACAUUGAAGAUGAUGGCUCAGGAGCAAAAUUUUGUUAUCCAAUUCUUCCAUCUCAACUCCCUUGCUAGCGCUGAAUUCCCCGAUAUUGUCUACUCGACGAUUCCCGAAAACCGCAACUGCCCCGACUUCUCCGCCAACCAGUCACACGAUCCCGAUCGAGGGAUGGCAAAGCGAGUGGAGCAAAUCAUGGAUGAUAUCUACUCGUUCUGGCCGAAUGACAUGCAAAGCAUGGUCGAUUGGGCCAUGUCCGCCGACCCUCUGCAAGGCAUUGGCAUCCUGCACGCCUUGGAAACUUCCAUGGCCGACUUUGAUGACACGAACCAAGAGUUCAUCCUUCAUUCGCUCCAAAAGCUUCACUCCCGCCUUAUGGGUCUAUUCAAUCGAUUCGUGGACGAACAGAUUCGCGGCAUCGAAGACACGAAGGUCAAAAUCAACAAACGAAAGGGCGUCAUCUCCUUCAUGCGGGUCUUCCCUAACUUCUCUAACGCCGUUGAAAGCAUGCUCUCCUCUCCUUCGGGCUCCUUCUGUGAUAUCCGCAUCAGCGUGAAUGACGCUUACGACCGCAUCAACCGUGCCAUGUGGGAGUCCCUCAAGUUCAUCGCCAAGGAAGCUCCGGGCCAACCCCCCGGUGUGGCCGCCGGUGCCGGCGACCCAGAGGACAAGGAAAUCCUCAACUACCACAUCCUCCUAAUUGAAAACAUGAACCACUACAUUGAGGAAGUGGACGUGCAUAACAUCCCUGCACUGGAGCGCUGGGUCGACCGCGCCCACCAGGACUUCCAAGAACACAUGAAACUCUACUUGGACUCCGUGAUCCACCGCCCGCUCGGCAAAUUAAUUGACUUUACUCAGAGUGUCGACAAUCUCCUUGCCGCGGGAGGCAACCCGGCGGACAUUGCGGGCCGGGCCAGCCAUUCUCGGAUGGUGGCGAAGAAGCUGCUCUCCUCCUACGACAAUAAGGAAAUUCGCCGUGGUAUUGAAAUGCUUCGGAAGCGGGUGGAGAAACAUUUUGGAGACGCUGAUGAUCCAGGUCUCAGUCGCAGUCUCGUUCUCAAGGUGUUGCGGGAGUGUGAGAACCGUUACGAGCAAACGUAUGAUCGGACGAAACACAUUAUGGAGACGGUAUAUGAAGGACAGUUGGAUCUAGACUGGCGCAAGGAAGAUACUCUCAGUAUGUUCCGCAAAUGA